Molecule: messenger RNA, 342 nt
Organism: Iphiclides podalirius (scarce swallowtail)
Lineage: Eukaryota; Metazoa; Arthropoda; Insecta; Lepidoptera; Papilionidae
Source: the annotation of a GenBank genome assembly
AUGUUGAACGAAUGGUGUCAUCGGCGAGAAGAUUCUAUACAAGGGAUCCAGAACAUCCGACGGGAGCGGGACCGAGAACGUGGUGCGGUAACGAAAACAAAGCGGUCGCACGCGAGCCAAAGGCCAUCGCCGAGCGCAAAAUUUGAAAUUCGAAAACGGAGAACAAAAAGCGAGGGAAAGGGCCGACCGACGCCGCGUGCCCACCCAGUCCGCUGGCUGCUAUGCCGCUCCGCAGCGGCCCCUAGCGAAUACCGCCAAUUCCUUCGCUACACGUGCCCCGGACCGAUAGAGCUUAAAGCCCCAACAACAUCCGCCCAAUUCCGCACCCUUCGCACGUCGACA